UUUGGGGAAGGAGGGAGGGGGCAAGGCAUUUCCUUUUUCCAUUUGCAUCACACUGUGGAGCAAAAACUCAAGUUUGCCAUACAAAUGAGUUCGGAUUAAAGUGAACAGACCUGGAAGAGGAUGCUGCAGAAACCGCUUCAAAAUCAGCUCUGACUGGACGAAAAUAAUAGAACAGAGUUCAGCUUGCAUUUGGGAGCCAAAGUUUGACGUAAUUCUUCCCGGACAUCAGGAAUAGGCUUCAGUGUCAUCAGGGCAGUAUUUCCUAAGGAAAAAUAGAGAUAUCCUCAGCUUGGACCUGGAGGUAUUCCGAGAAAGUUGGGGGGGAAAAACAAACCAUCCAAAACAAGUUGUGUGCGGUCGUUUACGGUUUUCCAGAUGUCUUUGCGGAUGCAGACAGCGGCUGGUUAAUGAAACACAUUCACACCCUAAAGCACAUUUCUUCAUUUCUGUGUGGAUUUUUCGCUCUGCUGGCGUCGCUGGUAAUGAAUACAUGAGCAAUUUAUGAUUUUUCAGCAAACAUUUCAAUUAGAAUAACGGGGUUUAAGUUCUGUGCUGGAUAUAACGACUCGUCGACGUUUCUGGACAUGGACGGACACCAAGGAGACAAGAUAAAGGGACCGUUUUAAUAAAUAGCAGUUAGAAGUUAUGAUGAACAUGUUAUGUGGGUGAAGUCCUCGGAAACUCGUAAGGGAAGCCCAAUGAGUGUCACACAGUCAACACUCACUGACAGGACCCCAAGCAUCCUCAACAAGGACCCCACAGACAAGAAACCUAAACAUGAGAAAUCCUCUGUGUCCCUCAAACAGGAGUUUGACCCAACAGGUCUUGUCCAGCGGUGUGUGAUAAUCCAGAGAGAUGAAAAUGGCUUUGGGCUGACCGUAAGUGGAGACAACCCAGUGUUUGUGCAGCUGGUAAAGGAAGAUGGAGCCGCAAAGCGAGCUGGCGUUCAGACAGGAGAUCGGAUCAUUAAGGUUAAUGGGACCUUAGUAACACAUUCAAACCACCUCGAGGUUGUAAAGCUGAUAAAAUCGGGUUCCUAUGUAGCCCUGACAGUGCUGGGGAGGCCUCCGGGGCUUUCUCAGAUCCCCCUGGAGGAGGAAGAGGAGGAAGAGAGGGAGGAAGGGGCAGAUGUCGGCCCGGGCUCCUCUCCCUCAGCGGCCCACUCACCUGAGCCGCCAGCUGGGGGGCAACGCAGCCAUGUGACCAGCAGCACCUCCUGCAGCCCCCAGGAGCACAUGGCCUCCUGUCUGCCUGAUGGGGCUGAGAACAAAACCACUCACAGUCAGAAGGCUGACAUGCUGCAAAAGCAGUUAACCAUGGAGCAGCAGGACCUGCAGGCAAAGGAGGAGGAGUACAGCAGAAACCCUCGGCCCAAACUACUGAAGGACAUCCAGGAGGCCAAAAAGCAUAUUUCUCUGCUGCAGGAGCAGCUCAGCAAAUCAGCGUCACAGGAUGGAGCCACGGGGUCCAGGAACGGUGAAGCUGAGGACGGGGACAGUGGGUCUCCUCUGAGGGAACAGACUCCGUCCUCGCAGGGUGACAGCGGUAACGACGGGCCCUCGACCAACAGUAACCCCAUGCACAGCAGUCCCCUCCCAGAGAGCUCAGGCAUAAGAGAGACGCCCUGUCAGAGCCCGGACGUCAUCCGGCGAGACGGACUCGACUUCUGCUCCUCGCCCGACACUGAGGACGGCCCUGACACUGACUCCAGUGCUCAGUGCAUGGUGGGUGGCCCUCCCUACCCCCUCAACCCGCAGAUCAUCGGAGCAGAGGAUGACUACUUUGACUCUCAGCAAGAGCAGAUUAACGGAGAGUGUAGCUCUUUUCAGAGUGUAGACUUACUGAAGUCUCGGCCGGCUCACCUCGCAGUCUUCCUCCAUCAUGUUGUCUCGCAGUUUGACCCUGCACCUUUGCUCUGUUAUCUUUACGCUGACAUGCACAAGCAAACCAGCUCCAAAGAAAGCCGACGCUUCUUCUUGGAAUUCCACUCACUCUUUCUGGAUCGAACCGCAAAUCUUAAAGUACCACUGCCAGAGGCAAUUGCAGCUGAAUUGGAGAAGCGGAGGCUGGAGUUAAUCCCAGAGGAGCUUUGCAAACAGUACAGCCAGGUGUUACAGGACACGCUGCUUCCGGACCUGCACAGGAACCUGGAAGAUUUCAGACAGAAGCGCAGUAUGGGUCUGACUCUGGCUGAAGACGAGCUGUCUAAGCUGGACUCAGAGCAAGGAAAAGAGGCCAUGGAGAAGGAGUGUUCCUGUGCUGAACACAUCCUCUCCAAGAUAGACGAUAUCCUACUGACGUCACAGCCCACAGAAGAGGAGAAAUGCCAAGCGAUGCAGUAUGUGAUUCUCACCUACAUGAAGCACCUUGGGGUGAAAGUGAAGGAGCCUCGUGGCCUCGAGCACAAACGAGCACGCAUCAAUUUCCUGCCCAAGAUAAAGAAGAGUAUCAAGCCCGAGAAGGACGGUGAAGAGAAGGUGAAAAAGCCUCGGUUUCCCAACAUCCUCGGCCCUCCUCGCCGACUCAGCAGGGUGGAUUCCACUUCAGUCGGUAAGGCCGUGGAGCUGAACAAACAGCGGUCACCGAAGCAGCGCUCCCAGCCAGCCUUCUGCAUCCCCGAGCAGUCAAACUCGUCUGCACCGAAUUCUGGACGGAUCCGUGGAAAUCAGCCCAGCGAGGGAUCGGACACCAGCAGCCAGUUUUUACCUUCCACCACCUCCCCUACACACAGCUCGCCCACUGCUCAGGCCUCAGAUACCAGCGGACACGACUCAGACUCCAAUUUGUCUCCAUUCUGCAUCCAGCCCAGACUGAGCGAGGGCCUGCAGCCUGGCGACCACCAGGAUGGCGUCUUCAGUCCGACCGGCGCUCAGUUUGACUUCAGCCCCUCCAACUCGGAGCAGCUACAGGAGGAGGACCAGGAGACCUUCAGCAGGAUGGAGGUGCAGGGUGCGGUGAGCCCAGCUGACGUCCAGAGCGAAGACGACCAGGGAGGAGAGAUGGAGUGUGAAGAGGGCCCUCCGAACUGGCAGAGUCUGGUCAGCCAAGACGUCCUGGUGAGCCUGACGCCACAGGAGAUCGAACGGCAGGAAGUCAUCAACGAGCUGUUCUACACUGAGCGCGCUCACUUGCGGAUGCUGAAGGUGUUGGACUGUGUUUUCUACCAGAGGUUGAACAGGGACGGGAUCCUCCCCCCAGAAGACCUCAAACACAUCUUCAUUAACCUGGAGGAAAUCAUUCAGCUGCAUGGUUCUUUAACAGAGCAGAUGGCAGCAAUCAGGAAGCGGAGCGAGACGUCGGUGAUUGGUCAGAUUGCAGAUGACCUCCUGGCGUGGUUCAGUGAUGAGGAAGAGGAGAAGAUAAAGAGAGCAGUGGGAACUUUCUGCAGUAACCAGCCGUCUGCACUGGAGCUCAUCAAGAGCAGGAAGAAGAAAGACCAGAGGUUCUCUUUGUUCAUGCAGGAGGCUGAGAGCAACCGUCUGUGUCGCAGGCUGCAGCUCAAAGACAUCAUUCCUGUAGAGAUGCAGAGAUUCACCAAGUACCCGCUCAUGCUGGAAAACAUUGCCAAGUGCACAGAAGACGGAGACGAGAGGGAAAAGGUGAAGAAAGCCGGAGAAUGUUGCAAAAAGAUCCUCAAUCACGUCAACCAGGCCGUCAAAGAGGCCGAGGACAAACAGAAGCUGGAGGAGUAUCAGAGACGGUUAGACAUGUCGUCACUCAAACAGAGUGAAAACCCCAUGAUCCUGGAGCUGAAGAAUCUGGAUCUGACCAAGAGGAAGAUGGUGCAUGAGGGACCUCUCUCAUGGAAAGUCAAUAAAGACAAAACAAUUGAGCUGUACACGAUCCUGCUGGAGGACAUCCUGGUUUUGCUGCAGAAACAGGAUGAGCGUCUGGUCCUCAAGUUCCACGGCAAGAAUCUGGCGAGUGCCGCCGACUGCAAACACACCUUCAGCCCCGUCAUCAAACUCAGCACCGUCUUAGUUCGUCCAGUGGCGACUGACAACAGGUCCUUCUUCGUGCUGUCCAUGUCGGAAAACGGGGCUCAGAUCUACGAGCUGAUGGCUCAGACGGUGUCCGAUCAGAGAACGUGGCAGUGUCUGAUCACACAGCGUGCUGACGCCAUGAAGGCCAAACCUCACGGCAGAGACACGCCUGCAGCUCAGUCCGAUGCUGAAGGGGAUCCCAUUGAGAUGCUCAAACACGGGAUGUCCAAGACGAGCAAAGAUCCCAACAGAGCAUCAGGUGGAAGCAUCCAUUCUUCAGAUAAAGAUGCUGCCUCUUGUCCAGACAUUCAAGCUCCGCCGAGCACGAACCCGUUUGAUGGCAUGAAAUCGGAAGACGAGGAAGAGGAGCCGGCCGUAGCAGACAGUCAGGAGGAAGAGGAGGAUGAGGAGGAGGUGGAUGAAGCUGAGCUGGAGGCUUUCCUGGACGGGCAGCUGGCAGACACGCUGCAGGAAGAGUCACAUGAGGGUCUCGCCAAGGAGAACCAAGAACAGAACAGAGCAGAACCCUCCUCCAAAGGCGAAGAGGCUCUCAGGACACUGGCGAUGCUGAAGCAGAUUCUUUUCAACCACAUGGUGAGCAGAGAGGCAGAGGACUCAGAGGGGACCAAGCAGAGCGGGGCCCCUGGCUGUCAGCUGAGUGAGUCUUUGCCUGUGGUCCCCGAGGGGCCCUCGGGUGCAUCUGAUGAGAGUCGAGCGUCUGCCGAUUCACCGAAAGCCGGACUUCCUGACACAACCGAACGCAACGGUGGUUUUGUGGUUCUGGAUUUCGGCGGAGGCUCCGAGGAGAGCAGCACCGAUGACGACGGGGGAUCAGGAGCUGACGUCAGCAUCGACAUGAGGAAACUGCUGUCCUCCUCCUCACAGGCAGGGGGAGGCAGCGGCCCCAACCUCAACAGGCAGCUUAUGACCCACCUGCGCCUCCUACAGGCCGACCUGCAGUAUCUGAAGGAGGUGGAGACGAAGUACAACGAGCUGCGACAUGCACAUGGCGAACCGGCGGCUGCUGACUCGGACGACAACAACGAUGGGAUUCAGUGAUGAAGUACAAGUUUCUUGUUUCUCCAUCUUCUGGAUGGAUUUUUGACCAUUUAACACUGAUGUCGUCCAAUAAUGGAGGCUUAAUGUCUGAUCUCCCGCUUCAGGCAUUUGUGACAAUCAGUGGGAGACGUUUCCAUCAUUAUAAGGGAAUGUUCCACUAUGAACUCAAAGUCCUUCUGUGGAGAGGCGCUGUAGAAUCACCCAAGAACAAUUCAGUCGCUUUCUGCUCUAAUAUCGACCACAUGAAUUAGCUUAAACACUGGAGAUAUGGAGUGUGAAAUGGCAUGAAGUCACACAGAUGAACAGCAGGAAAGCAUUUAGAAGUGAAGAGAGACUGAGACGGUAGCCUGAAUGCUGCUCUGAGGAUCAACAAGGUAGGCUUGUCUCGUUCAGGACUCACUGCUGUAAGCGCCAAAAACAAGUCUGCAAUAAGAAAUAACCUCUGCUGCACAUAUUUGAACAUGCUUAAAGAUAGACGUCCUUGUUUUGCGGCAGUUCUGAAAAGCAGUCGUUGAAAGCCAAAAUGUCCUCUCAUAAAAUUGAAAUGCUGUCUAUCCGCUGGCUUUUAAAUUUCCUAUAGCACUUGAAUGUGGCAUAGCAACAGCUCCAUCCCCCCACCUCCGCCUACCCACAGUUCACCAAAUUCGUGAUGUCUCGCCAACAGCACAUAAGAUUAAACAGACAGAUGGAGGUUGGUGCAGAAACUCCUUGACAUGUCUGUGUUUUAAUUGUUAAUUUUUCAAAUGGAGUUUGGCACCCCACGGUAAGAAAACGUUCACUUCACCGUUUUUUACUAGGAUGAGAUCCCCAUUGCAUGCUGAUGUUUGUACAUAGAAAUAAGGUUCAGUCACUGCUGGAGUUUUUGGAGCCACACGCCAUAAGAAAAGACACUGCAAGCUUUUCAGGGUGUCUGCACAUGUGAAUUUAUUGAAUUUCACUUCAUCUCAGACCUUUUGUUUCUUACUUGCACCGCCCUCAGUCACAGUGAAGUGACUGACUAACCUGAGUGCAGUUUUCAUCAUCAAACCCUAACAAACAAACAAACAAACAAAAAAACAGGCUCUUUUAUUCCCCGGAAAUAUUACGAGGAGGUUUUCUCCAGGGUCAUUUCACUUUCUGCAGCAGACCACUCAUAAAAGCCACCUGCAGUUUGUGACAGCAGAUUCAAACGUCACCUAAAUGUUUGGACUGAAAAGACUCAAAUGUUCACUGGCCACGAGACUGCACUGAUGACAGCGUUGGGUUGUGAGCGACGAAACGAAUUAAAAAGAACCAAACAAACCGUAUGAACGGAAAGGAUUCUUAUGGACUGUUUUCAGCGUAAAGGAGUAUAAUGUACAAUUGUGAUUGUAUAUCAAAGGUUUUGUGUUACUUUUUUUUUCCUUACACCUCACCAUCAUGUAAUGUUUUAACACAAACUACUUUAAAGGAGGGUAAAGUAUC
Molecule: messenger RNA, 6485 nt
Organism: Scatophagus argus
Lineage: Eukaryota; Metazoa; Chordata; Actinopteri; Scatophagidae
Product: rho guanine nucleotide exchange factor 12-like
Exons: 38
Coding region: 660-5042 (1460 amino acids)
Biological process (GO): G protein-coupled receptor signaling pathway; Rho protein signal transduction
Cellular component (GO): cytoplasm
Molecular function (GO): G protein-coupled receptor binding; guanyl-nucleotide exchange factor activity
Source: RefSeq, a predicted model, not a curated record